UUUAGUUCGAAAGGGAAGUGCCGGCUUCGUAGUUUUCAGGGCUCUUUGAAGGUUAUCUAUUAUACUAGUGCCAAAUUCCAGCCUUUGCUUAAACAGCUCCCAAAUCGGAGAACUCGCUAGUGGACGCCAAUCAGGCAGCCAGAAUGACCGCUUCUCCGGACUUCUGACCCGGUUGGACUUAGGAGGGGCUGAAGCAAGAAGGAGGAAGAGAGAGGAGAGCGCUUGCUUGGUCCUCAAAUCCUUUAAGGAAUGUAAGACAAAGGAGAAGCCUGAGGCUUCAGUGGCUUUGGAAGAUCAUCCUCAUCCAAAAGACCAGGCUACCAUAGGAUGACGCAUGCGCAAUAGGUCCAAAAAUCUCACACUUGAACUAGGACGACUGUCUGAGCUAGUGGCCGCUAGGUUGCAAAACAAACAAGUCCCACGAGCUUUCGAGGACCCGGAUGAUCCCGCCCUCAGAGCAGAGCCGGAAGAGGGCGGGACAAACCGGAAGGAGGUGAAAUGCUUUUAGUAGACACUCCAUGGCUGUGAAGAUGGCGGCAGCUGCGUGGCUUCAAGUGUUACCUGUUAUUCUUCUUCUUUUGGGGCCUCAGCUGUACCCAUUAUCGCUUUUUGGCGUAGGACUGGCACCCGUGUCUGCUGCCGACCGAUCCAAGUGGCACAUUCCGAUACCGUCGGGGAAAAAUUAUUUUAGUUUUGGAAAGAUCCUCUUCAGAAAUACCACCAUCUUCCUGAAAUUUGAUGGAGAACCUUGUGAUUUGUCUUUGAACAUUACCUGGUUUCUGAAAAGUGCCGAUUGUUACAAUGAAAUCUACAACUUCAAGGGAGAAGAAGUAGAGACAUAUUUGGAGAAACUUAAGGAAAAAAGAGGCUUGUCUGGGAAAUACCAGACAUCAUCAAAAUUAUUCCAGAACUGCAGUGAACUAUUUAAAGCCCAGAGUUUUUCUGGGGAGUUUGUGCAUCGGCUACCUCUUUUAGGAGAAAAACAGGAGGCUAAGGAUAAUGGAACAAAUCUUACCUUUACUGGAGACAGAACUGUAAUGCAUGAACCGUUGCAAACCUGGCAAGAUGCACCAUACAUUUUUAUUGUACAUAUUGGCAUUUCAUCCUCAAAGGAAUUAUCAAAAGAAAAUUCUCUAAGUAAUCUUUUUACCAUGACUGUUGAAGUGAAGGGUCCCUAUGAAUAUCUCACACUUGAAGACUAUCCAUUAAUGAUUUUUUUCAUGGUCAUGUGUAUUGUCUAUGUCCUGUUUGGGGUUCUGUGGCUGGCAUGGUCUGCCUGCUACUGGAGAGAUCUCCUGAGAAUUCAAUUUUGGAUUGGUGCUGUCAUCUUCUUGGGAAUGCUUGAGAAAGCCGUCUUCUAUGCAGAAUUUCAGAAUAUUCGAUACAAAGGAGAGUCUGUCCAAGGUGCCUUGAUCCUUGCAGAACUGCUCUCAGCAGUGAAACGCUCCCUGGCUCGAACCCUGGUCAUCAUAGUCAGCCUGGGAUAUGGCAUAGUCAAGCCUCGCCUUGGAGUCACUCUUCACAAGGUUGUGGUAGCAGGAGCCCUCUAUCUUUUGUUUUCUGGCAUGGAAGGGGUCCUCAGAGUUACAGGGUAUUUUUCUUAUUCCUUGGCUCUGAUAGUAAACCUGGCCCUCUCAGCAAUUGAUGCCUGUAUUAUUUUAUGGAUAUUUAUUAGCCUGACUCAAACCAUGAAGUUAUUAAAACUUCGGAGGAACAUUGUAAAGCUCUCUCUGUAUCGACAUUUCACCAACACGCUUAUCUUGGCAGUGGCAGCAUCUAUUGUGUUUAUCAUCUGGACAACCAUGAAGUUCAGGAUAGUGACUUGUCAGUCGGACUGGCGGGAACUGUGGGUGGACGAUGCCAUCUGGCGGUUGCUGUUCUCCAUGAUCCUCUUUGUCAUCAUGGUUCUCUGGCGGCCAUCAGCAAAUAACCAGAGGUUUGCCUUUUCACCAUUGUCUGAAGAAGAGGAGGAAGAUGAACAAAAGGAACCUAUGCUGAAAGAAAGCUUUGAAGGAAUGAAAAUGAGAAGUACCAAACAGGAACCUAAUGGAAAUAGUAAAGUAAACAAAGCACAGGAAGAUGAUUUGAAGUGGGUAGAAGAGAAUGUUCCUUCUUCUGUGACAGAUGUAGCACUUCCAGCCCUUCUGGAUUCAGAUGAAGAACGAAUGAUCACACACUUCGAAAGGUCCAAAAUGGAGUAAAGAAUGGGAAGAUUUGAAGUUGCAGAUGGCUAGUAUCAGGGAAGAGAUCAGCUACUGUGUCAGUCUUCUCCAUUGUUCCAUGGGAUUAAAGGAGGCAGUGACAUCCUGAUCUGUUCCUUGGUCUUUGUGCAUUGGAGCUGGCGAGAGGUGUCAGAACAUGGAGAAUAUCUUAUUGAAAACACGUUCAUAGGAUGAGAAAAAUCUACAAGCUUAUUUACAGCAUCGAUUGCCCUUUCCCUCCCAAACCCUGACAUGGAUGUUUAUGCAACUUAUGUGUUGUUCCUGAACUUUAUAUGUUUCAGUUGUUUAAUAUGUCAAACUAAAAAGUUUAACGUCUUCUAAAGGACUUUGCCGUCAACACCAUAAUAUGUAAUCUCCAGGAGCAACUGCCUGUAAUUUUUAUUUAUUUAGGGAGUUGCAUAGGUGAUAGGGGAAAUUGUUAAGUGUCUUUCAGUUUCCUGGGAAGUUUAGGUCCCAUCUUGCAGUUUUGAAUAAAAAGGGUCCUUCUGAGUAAAGGAGCCAUGGUUCUGUCAAUGAUCAAAAGGGGGAAAAAGGAGAGAGAGAGAAACAGUUACAGUGAGAUUCAGAUCAUUUUUUAAAAAGCAAAAUCAAGUGCAAUUUUGUUUACAAAUGGUGUAUAUUAAAGAUUUUCUAUAUCAGAUGUACUUUAAAGAGAAAUAUUAGCGUUAACUCUUUAGACAUCUGCUAUUGUGACACAUCCCAUUGCUGGCAAUGUGGUGCACACUCCAAGACUUUUAACUACUGUUUUGUAAGCCUCCAAGGGCAGCAUUGUGGAGGCAAUGCUUUGUUUGCCUUCAUGCCAUUCUUUGGGAGUUGCACUAGAUGCCAAGAGGCACUCCAUCUAAGUGCUGUGAUUGAGCACCCUGCUAAAGGGACUGUAUGCCUCAGAUAGGGGGAGCUUAUAGAAAGGAAACAGGUACUGCUGGCUUAAACAGUUAUUCUUGCAUGAAAUAGUGGGGAGGCCCUGAACUGCUGCUUGUUCUUAGGAUUGACUGUUCUAGUAUCUGGUGUUAUUUUAGAGAUUGUUUAUAAGGGAUAUCACAAGGUGAUGGGAUUCACUUGAAGCACUAUAUUUCUGUUUUAAUGGUUUUAUCCAAUUUUGCCUUCCCAAGAUUUUUGUUCUACAUAAGAAGUCAUGCCACUUUUUAAUAUAAAAAAUUUUAAC
This is a messenger RNA of Sciurus carolinensis (gray squirrel), 3387 nucleotides long. It is a transcript of the gene Tmem87a, whose product is annotated as transmembrane protein 87A. The transcript is spliced from 20 exons. NCBI's taxonomy places the organism in Eukaryota, Metazoa, Chordata, Mammalia, Rodentia, Sciuridae. The record is from RefSeq and is a predicted model, not a curated record. Gene Ontology annotation, biological process: retrograde transport, endosome to Golgi. Bases 519 to 2201 code for a protein of 560 amino acids. Gene Ontology annotation, cellular component: Golgi cisterna membrane; Golgi apparatus.